UUUUCCUUGCCUUUUCCAGGGACCAGCUAGAGAAGUGCAGUCAGUGUGAAGAACAGCAGAGCAGCUCCCAGACCAGUGAUGCUGCCGGCAUGGGAAAUGUGUGCCUACCUGUUCCUUACCAUUGGCUCUCAUUUCUAUUCUUUCUAUGAAGUGUACCAGGUUUCUCAAAAAUACAAAGAUGAAAUUGACAGAAGGUUUGGACUGGAACAAGGGAUUCUGUUCUGGGGCCUUAAGAAGGAUGCCUUGGAUUUUGAGUGGAGCUAUUGGAUUGAAUGGGGAAGGGAAUACAUACUGUGGCUUCUGGCUGGUCAUCUGCUGGUAUCACAAAUAUGCAGGCUAUUCAUGGACAAGUAUAAACCAUGGUGCUUGAUGAUGUAUGGAAUGGCUGCCUGCUGGUUUUUAUUAGGAAUGAAGGGCUUUGCAGUCAUUUUGUUACACGCAGCUAUUUCGUUUGCUGUGGCUCAGUUUCAGAUACCGCUCCUGACGUGGCUGUGCUCACUUAUCCUGUUAUCUACUUUACGCAUACCAGCAGUGGAAGAAGCCAAGAGAAAGUGGUAUGACACUGAAAAUGAGUAUUAUCUGCUCCUCUUCACGGUGUCUGUUCGUUGCCUCUUCAACACAAGUUUCAGCCUGGAAUAUUGCUGGCACGGACAUGCCCAGAAAUCAUCUCAUUCAUUCCUGUGGAUGCUGGCAUAUGUGUUUUACUAUCCCACGUUCCACAACGGACCCCUUAUGAACUUUGAUGAAUUUAGUAAGCAGAUGAGGAAACAAGAAGCCUUCAGUUUGAAGACCAAUCUUGGCAUCUUAACCAUGGGCAUAAUUCGUAUUUUCUUUUGGUGGUGCUUGGCUGAGCUAAUGAUUCACUUCAUGUAUAUCCAUGCUAUCUGCAGCACUUCUUCACCUUUGGAAGCUAUGUCAUACUGGGCCUUAGGUGGUGUGGCUUUAGCUCAAGUGUUAUUUUUUUACGUGAAGUACCUCGUUCUGUAUGGUAUUGCUGCCCUCCUUCUCCGGAUGGAUGGACUCAGACCUCCAGCCCUUCCUCGCUGCGUGAGCCUGAUGCAUAGUUUUACUAAAAUGUGGAGAAGUUUUGAUGUUGGGCUCCAUCGCUUUCUGGUCAGGUACAUUUAUGUUCCCAUGGGAGGAUCUCAGUCCAGCCUGCCAGGAAUGCUCUUUUCCACUGCCCUCACUUUUGCCUUUGUAAGCUACUGGCAUGGAGGACAGAGCUAUCUGUGGUACUGGGGAGUACUUAAUUGGCUUGGAGUAAUUGUGGAAAAUAGUGUCAAGAGGAUACUUUCUGUUCCACUUAUUCAGGACUUAAUUGAACGUUUCUUCUCGCCAAGAGUUCAUCGUCGACUUCAUGCUGUCCUAGCAUCUGUUUGCACUUCAAUGUUGAUUUUAUCAAAUCUAAUAUUUCUUGGAGGAAAUCAUGUUGGAAAAAUCUACUGGAACAGGAUCUUUAUAGAAGGCUGGCCGUGGGCAACACUGACUGUUCUCAGCUUGCUGUACUGCUACGCUCACGUUGGCAUCGAAUGGGAGCAUUCGUACGCUGUGACCCAGGAGUGACACAGAGCCACGAGUCCUGUGCCAGCUUACAGGGAGGGGACUUUUCUACACCGGACAACUAAUCUGCAGGAGAACGGGCCAGACCGCAUCAAUGUGUUAGAGCUAAAAGCUCAUUACACUCACUACACUCAUUCUGGACUGUGAAUUCAGUAAUCUAAGCAGAAACACUGACAACUACAGUACAGAGUGAAGAGACAUUAUCAAGCAAUUUAAUUUACUUUAUUUUUAUAAAACAGUGACACUUACGUUUGCUGCCAUUUUGACAUGCUGAAAAACUCUUCUUUUUCCUACACUGGACAAAUCAGACAAACUCCAGUCUCUCAGCUGCUGUCCAAGGGCACCCAGGGCCAUGCCCUGCACUUACAUUACUCCGUGACCAGCAGGAUGCUCAUCAGUUCUUUUUGAUUGCUUUCUGAUUUAGGGUAGAACAUUUCUGAUGUUCUCUCUGGCUGCAGUUUUUCAUCCAUAAAGCACUUUUCUACCUACUUACUGUAGCAAAGUCUGCUUUUUCUCAAUUUCAUUUUAAACUUUUUUUUUGGUAGUUCUAGGAAUGUUUUUGUUUAUCAAGAAAAGGCCUAGCUUCAUCUUUUUAAUAAAUAAACAAACAUCUUGUCUUUUUAAUCUCA
Messenger RNA from Meleagris gallopavo (turkey), 2189 nucleotides. NCBI's taxonomy places the organism in Eukaryota, Metazoa, Chordata, Aves, Galliformes, Phasianidae. The record is from RefSeq and is a predicted model, not a curated record.